AUGGGCUCGACGUUUACCUUUGGUUUUGGAGGCGACGAUGUGGAAGAUAUCGACAGCGUACCGGACACAGAGCAUGGCAUACCAACUGCCAAAGGGCAAGGGGACGAAGAAAACAAGAGCGGGCUGAUAUUCAACAAAGCAGAGGAGCUUCUUCUUGACGAUAUGCUUGCCUCCCUUCCGUCUCAGAUGGAAUUCGAUACCCAGCUCAUCCGGCCGAAUGACGUGGAGCCGUUUUUAAUUGGCCGUCGACAGUUGACAGAUAUUCGUGUCCAGCUGAUGGCUGAACAUGAUAUGCUGAAUGAGAGUGAAGGCCUACUCUUCGGCCUACAGAAGGACGAUAUCAUGCCCGCUGUGUAUGAAGGAGGGUUUAAAACAUGGGAGUGUGCCAUGGAUUUGGCAGGCAUCGUGACUCAGGGUAGCGUGAAGUUUGCAUCUCCAGAUGGAGAAGACGAUAUUAAUAUAAUAGAGCUCGGAGCCGGCACCGGAGUACCUUCUCUAUCAUUAUUCCGGUCAUUCUUAAGUCAAUCUAAAUCCGAGGCUACCAAGCGUCGGAAAGUACGUUUUGUACUUGCUGACUAUAAUGCUGCCGUCUUAAAGUUGGCCACCCUGCCGAAUAUCUUACUCACCUGGUUUAUAACCUCCCGGCGCCUGCGGGAAGGAAACCCUACCCAGGCUGAUCCGACUGUUGAUCAUUUGAUGGAACUAGAUCAAGCCCUUCUAGAAGACUUCCGUCGGGACCUGUCGGACCGUGGGAUUACACUUUCCUUCAUAUCUGGGGGGUGGUCCCCGGAAUUUGUCGACUUGUGCCUGGGCAAGCUACAGAACGUGAGUGAUGGGGCAACCACAGGCCAACGGCCGGCCGCAUUAGAACGGAGAACCGUUAUCCUGGCCAGUGAAACUAUAUAUUCCCCGUCCUCGUUACUUUCAUUUACAGAGACGCUGGUGUCGUUGCUCCGGAGAGCGGUAUCGAACGGGGCAGCAAGGCAUGAGAAGGAUAAACCCCCAGUCCAGGCACUUAUCUCAGCUAAGAAAGUGUACUUUGGGGUUGGAGGAGGGGUUAGUGAGUUUUUGAAGACUCUCGGAGAUGUCCUCCGAGGCAGUGACGAGUUCAGAGCGCUCACCAAGUCGGUGAUCUCUGACGCUGGAGUUGGGAGAAUCAUUCUGGAGGUACUCCCGAAAGAGUUUGUCGACGGUUAG
Messenger RNA from Microsporum canis CBS 113480, 1197 nucleotides. Its product is annotated as Mni1p. The record is from RefSeq and is a predicted model, not a curated record. Bases 1 to 1197 code for a protein of 398 amino acids. NCBI's taxonomy places the organism in Eukaryota, Fungi, Ascomycota, Eurotiomycetes, Onygenales, Arthrodermataceae. The transcript is spliced from 3 exons. Gene Ontology annotation, biological process: peptidyl-histidine methylation, to form tele-methylhistidine. Gene Ontology annotation, molecular function: protein-L-histidine N-tele-methyltransferase activity.